CUCCGCCGGCCUCCUCGCGCCUCACUGCGGGUUAAUAACCAACCAGUUAGAGAGAGCCGAGGGUGACGGCGGCAGGGUGACAGCCCCGGCGCGCCGGCUGCGUGUCGGAGGGUCAGGCUUUCAGCCAGUCUCGGCCACACUCAGGGAUUUGUGUAUACACAUUUUAGGGGAGGGUUAUUAUCAUUAUUGUAUUGUUUGCCUCUGUCUCCGGGGGACCAGGGCGGGAGAAAGGGGCGCGCUCUCCAGCCGAGCGUCGCGCAUCUGAACGGGUCGAAGGAGGCAAUUUCGCGGGUGGGGGAGGGAGGGGAGACCUUGAUUUCCACCAAUCCCCGGGCGUUUGUCUGCGAAGUCCCGGGCGCCGCGGAAGGCUGCGGCGCGUCGCUGAAUUAACUGAUGAAAGCGAGUUCUUUUCUUCUCCGGGAGGGGUGGGAAGCAGGGGUCCUGGCGGGGGAGGCGGAGAAGCCCGGGGCGGGCUAGCGGUCCCGGGCCGCCGUGGAAAUUUCCAAGGACUUGGCGCGGCGCGGGGAGCGCGUCUGGGGGGGGGGGGGGGCCUGGCAGCGCAGUAGCGCGGGAGGCGGGGAGAGGCGGCGAAGGGCGCAGGAGCAUCGCUCAGAAGGGGGCGCCGCGGACCAGAUGUCUGCGAGGGAGCUGAGACUCUCCCCGGCCCCACGCCGAGGGCGACGGUAACGCUGCAGAACCGGCGGGAGCGACUCGCCGCCGCCGCUCCCCGCGCUCUCGGAGACCCCGGCGCCCGCCUUCUUCAGGGGGAGCGACCAUGGCUGUAGCUCGUGACUUGCUUCCGGGGCACUUCCCCUAGAAAGAAAUCCUCGAAAAAGUUGCAUUGGAAAAAAUCCUUGCGCCGACCUUUGAAGCUGUGGGCGCCGAAGGAGCGUGCGUGCGAGUGCGAGCACGAAAGCGAAAGGUGUGUGUGCAUGGGGGGCCGGCGGUGGGGGGAUCCUCCGCUGCCCCUGCGCCUAGCCUAGUGCUGAGGCUCCGGCCCUCGACCGCCACCCUGGGACCCGGGGGCUGCGAUGAGCCCCUGCGGGCGGGCCCGGCGACACACGUCCAGAGGGGCCAUGGCCGUCCUGGCGUGGAAGUUCCCGCGGACCCGGCUGCCCGUGGGAGCCAGUGCCCUCUGCGUCGUGGUUCUCUGUUGGCUCUACAUCUUUCCCGUCUACCGACUGCCCAACGAGAAGGAGAUUGUGCAGGGGGUGCUGCAACAGGGCACGGCGUGGAGGAGGAACCAGACGGCGGCCAGAGUCUUCAGGAAACAGAUGGAAGACUGCUGUGACCCCGCCCAUCUCUUUGCUAUGACUAAAAUGAAUUCCCCCAUGGGGAAGAGCAUGUGGUACGAUGGGGAGUUUUUAUACUCAUUCACCAUUGACAAUUCAACUUAUUCUCUCUUCCCCCAGGCAACCCCAUUCCAGCUGCCCUUGAAGAAAUGCGCGGUGGUGGGAAAUGGUGGGAUUCUGAAGAAGAGUGACUGUGGCCGUCAAAUAGAUGAAGCAAAUUUUGUCAUGCGAUGCAAUCUUCCUCCUUUGUCAAGUGAAUACACUAAGGAUGUUGGAUCCAAAAGUCAUUUAGUGACGGCUAACCCCAGCAUAAUUCGGCAAAGUACAGAUACAUCUUCUGAAAUCCAAAAUGAAAAUUCUUGACUGGAUCCCCAUCACUUUCUCAAUGAAGUCGCAGCUCAUCAUCCAUCCCUCACCACCUCUCCCAUUUGCCUCAGACUCCAGCAUCAUUCAUCACUCCCCAGAGACUGCGCUCGCCAGCACCGCUGCACUCAUGGAGUGCCCUCUGCCUGGAUGGUCCUCCUCAUUUUCCCUUACAAGGCUUAGCUCUCCAAAGGCUGGGCACGGUCUCUUUCAUCUUUUUAUGACCAGAGUGUUUGACACACAGAGAGUGAAUCUUCAGCAAGUAACUGGGUUAAUAUGUGCCAUUCUGGUGAAAUACUUUAUUCCAAAUUUUAAAUUAAAUUACCAUAAAUAAAUAAAUGAACCAGAAGAAUCUACAUGGUAACUGAAAAAUAAGGAUAAGAGGAAAUCAAAUGCUAACAUCUUUAUGGAAUUUCCACUAACUGUAGGGAGGAGAACGUUGAGUUGAGAGUCAUAAUCCUAAACGAAGCCUACUGAACCAGAGGAGCACAGAAAUCUGGGAGGAAGAUGGGAAAAGACUAUGACUCAACCCCAUUCUAUCCACUAGCCAAGAAACAGAAAAAUUCCAAAGCCAUGUGAACUCUUUUUAGACUGAUAUUGUCAUGCCCUUCCUUCUCCCUGUCAGUUCUCUCUUUCGUCCACUUGGAAACCAUACUUCACAAUACAUCUGCUGACAUGGGUAGAGACAGUAGCACUUCGCAGGCUGAGAUGUGUAAAAGCUUCAGGAAAAUGUUUACAGAGGGAAGAUGAAGAAGGGAGGAAGAGCCCUAAGAAUAGUGCAGCUUGAAGUACAAUUUUUACUCCUGUCAUUGACUGAAGAAGAACUAAAGCUUGCCUGUGACUACCUAGCAGUCAGUCAACUGGCCAGUUGGAGUGGAACAUCCUCCCUCAGUCCAGUAGAAACAAGAGAUGAAUGUUUACAAGACAGUGGAAACCAGGCCCAGGGUUCAGCACUCCAGCGUUCUGUCUAGGAAUAGAUCCAAAAAAGACAAUGUACAAACACCUAAAUGACCAGUAAGAGGGUAAGAGGACAUCCUGCACCCACCCAUUCUGCAGCCAAAUAUUGUUCUGGAUCAGGUUAGUGGUUGUGCACAUGCAUACGUGCAUGUGUGUUUACUGUUUAUGGAAAAUAAUUUUAAAAUAUUUGGUGUAGAUCCCCCCAAAUAUUCUGCAGCACAGAGAAAAGUGACUUAAAGGCUCAGAAGAAAAAAAAACAGAAAAAAAAAUUUUUCCAGAGGAAAUAAGAAAAAAACUUUCAAAGCCUUAGCUUGAUGUACUUAACAGGAGUUGACUCACUGGGUACAAGGGGUAUUUAGGAGAACAGAGAAUAAGCUGAAAGUACAGCUGAAAACAGAGAUGGCUGAGAGCAGGCAGAAUUGCAAAGAAAGCAAUACAUUUCACAUUGGAUGCAACAAAGAGUGCAGACAGUACAGUCUGUAAUAUUUAAACUUGAAUGUAGAGGGGAAAAAAAGAGAUGUACAUGACAAGAAAUAAGGUUGAGGACAACCCAGUGUUUAUAGCAGCACUAUUUACAAUAGCCAAGACAUGGACGCAAUCUAAAUGUCCAUUGACAGGUGAAUGGAUAAAGAAGAUGUGGUACGUAUAUAUA
This is a messenger RNA of Delphinapterus leucas (beluga whale), 3264 nucleotides long. The record is from RefSeq and is a predicted model, not a curated record. NCBI's taxonomy places the organism in Eukaryota, Metazoa, Chordata, Mammalia, Artiodactyla, Monodontidae.